AAAACAAUUGAUUGGAGUGCUCUCUCUCUGAAGUCCCGUUGCACCCGCGGCUGGCCACUCCGCUACAGUUGCCGAAGCUCUGGCGACGAUUUGGCUCGUCCAUGGCGGUUUCUGCCCGAGGCAGUCCCUGGGACGAUGUCGUAGAGAUGACCAAGGCGGCUCAGGGGAAGGGUUGUGACCCUCUAAGUUGGGCUAUACAAAUACAUUCACAUUUGCACUCAGCUGGAGAGUCCCUGCCUUCGUUGGAGCUCGCCAACGUUCUAGUAUCGCACAUUUGCUGGGAGAACAAUGUUCCCAUUAUGUGGAAGUUUCUGGAGAAGGCCUUCAUGCUGAAGAUCGUGCCCCCUAUGCUUGUUCUUGCUCUGCUCUCUGUAAGGGUUAUUCCUUGUAGAAAUUCCCAACCUGCAGCAUAUAGGCUAUAUUUGGAGCUCCUCAGAAGGCAUGCUUUUGAGCUUAAAUCUCAGAUAAAUGGGGCAAAUUAUCCAAAGGUCAUGAAGACAAUAGAUCAUGUCCUUCAUCUUUCCGAGAUAUUUGGCCUUACACAAAGUGAGCCUGGCAUUGUAGUGGCUGCAUUUAUUUUUUCAGUUGUCUGGCAGUUGCUUGAUGCUUCAAUGGAUGAUGAAGGGCUGCUGGAACUUACUCCUGAAAAGAAAUCCAGAUGGGCAAAUCUAUAUCAAGAAAUGGAACUGGAUUGGCAUGAUGGUUACGAUGAUAAAAAGACUGACCGUCAAGAGAAAUUGCAGAAUUUAAAUACUCUUAUGGCUAUUGAUAUAAUCGGACAAUUUCUGCAGGAUAAAAAAUCUUCUAGGAUUCUUUACUUGGUUCGCCAAAACAUGCCUAUACACUGGCGAAGUUUUGUCCAGCAACUGCAACUUCUGGGAGCUAAUUCCUUGGCAUUGAGGAAAUCGAGAACCAUAAGUCCUGAUUUAAUUCUUCAAUUCACCUCUGAUACUGACGUAGUCUUGUCUGAAGAACGAAAAAUGAGCUCACAGCAAAAGUUCCGAGCAUUUUUGGCUUUUGAGUAUCUUUCCUCUUCUGCAUCGCUCUGCCAUGGUGCUAGUCAUUCUGCUCUCUGGAUUCCUCUUGAUCUGGUACUGGAAGAUACCAUGGAUGGCUAUCAAGUCAGUACAACGAGUGCUAUUGAAAUAAUUAGUGGCCUGAUAAAGACCCUUAGAGCAAUAAAUCGCACCACUUGGCAUGAUACUUUUUUGGGUCUCUGGUUAGCAGCUCUUCGUCUUGUUCAGAGGGAAAGAGAUCCUAUUGAGGGCCCUAUGCCUCGUAUUGAUACCCGUGUAUGCAUGCUCUUAUGUAUCAUUCCUCUUGUCAUCGCUGAUUUUAUUGAAGAAGAGGAAACACCAAUUCAUGAAUCAGACAGUGGUCCAACAAACCACUGGAAAGAGAAGAAGGUUCCAGGAAAGUGUCGCAGUGAAUUAGAAUCAAGUGUACAGGUAUUGGGCGAUUAUCAGAGCUUGCUUGUCCCACCUCAAUCUAUUGUUGCUGCUGCAAAUCAGGCUGCAGCCAAAGCGAUGCUGUUUGUUUCUGGUAUCACAAUAGGGAGUGCAUACUUCGAGUCCCUUAGCAUGCAGGAGAUGCCAAUUGACUGUUCUGGAAACAUGCGGCAUCUGAUAGUCGAGGCUUGUAUUGCCCGAAAUCUGCUCGACACAUCUGCAUAUUUGUGGCCAGGUUAUGUGAGUGGACGUAUCAAUCGAUUACCUCAGUGUCUGCCAACUCAAGCACCUGGCUGGUCAUCAUUUAUGAAGGGGGCAGCGCUUACUCCACCCAUGGUAAAUGCUCUGGUUUCAAGUCCUGCCUCAAGUUUAGCAGAACUGGAGAAAAUUUUUGAGAUUACUACCAAAGGAUCAGAGGAUGAGAAGAUAUCUGCUGCCACCAUUCUUUGUGGGGCAUCCCUACUUAAGGGAUGGAAUAUACAGGAACACACUGUUCAUUUCAUUAUUAGGUUGUUAUCUCCACCAAUUCCUGCAGAGAGCACUGAAGGCAACAAUCAUUUGAUUAAUUAUGCUCCAAUGCUUAAUGUACUCACUGUUGGAAUUGCUUCAGUUGAUUGUGUUCAAACAUUUUCGCUCCAUGGCCUGGUUCCACAGCUUGCUUGUUCGUUGAUGCCUAUCUGUGAAGUUUUUGGAUCAUGUGUGCCCAAUGUCUCGUGGACACUAUCAUCAGGGGAAGAAAUAUCUGCCCAUGCAGUGUUUUCCAAUGCUUUCAUUCUGCUUUUGAGGCUCUGGAAAUUUAACCGCCCCCCUCUUGAACAGGGGAUCGGAGAUGUACCCACUGUUGGUUCUCAACUGACUCCUGAAUACCUCUUAUUAGUGCGAAACUCCCACUUAGUGUCAGCUGGUAACACUCACAAAGAUCGAAACCGGAGGAGACUCUCAACAAUUGCUACUUUAUCAUCCCCAAAUUCUGUAUUCGUUGACUCCUUCCCAAAAUUAAAAGUCUGGUACCGGCAGCAUCUAGCGUGUAUAGCUUCAACACUCUCUGGUCUUGUUCACGGAACACCUUUUCAUCAAAUUGUUGAGGGGAUUCUGAAUAUGAUGUUUAGAAAGAUCAAUAAAGGAAGCCAAACUUCUGUUACAUCUGGAAGCAGUAGCUCUUCUGGACCUGGAAAUGAGGACCCCUCAACAAGGCCAAAAUUGCCUGCUUGGGAUAUUCUGGAAGCCGUUCCCUUCGUAGUUGAUGCUGCUCUCACAGCCUGUGCUCAUGGAAGAUUAUCUCCUCGUGAGUUGGCAACAGGGCUUAAAGAUUUAGCUGAUUUUCUUCCUGCAUCUUUGGCAACCAUAGUGAGUUACUUCUCUGCUGAAGUAACUCGGGGUGUUUGGAAGCCUGCAUUUAUGAACGGAACAGAUUGGCCAAGUCCUGCUGCAAAUCUAUUGAAUGUAGAGGAACAGAUCAAGAAAAUUUUGGCUGCAACUGGUGUUGAUGUACCAAGCCUUGCUCCAGGGGGAAGCUCUCCUUCCACACUUCCGCUACCAUUGGCUGCCUUUGUAAGCCUUACUAUAACCUACAAAAUUGACAAAGCAUCAGAGCGUUUUCUUAAUUUGGCUGGCCCAGCAUUGGAGUCCCUUGCCGCAGGUUGUCCGUGGCCUUGCAUGCCAAUUGUAGCUUCCCUGUGGACCCAAAAAGCAAAGCGUUGGAGUGACUUUCUUGUUUUCUCAGCAUCUCGAACUGUCUUCCUCCACAACAGUGAUACAGUAGUACAACUUCUUAAAAGCUGCUUCACAGCAACCCUUGGCAUGAAUAGCUCUCCUCUCUCAUGCAAUGGUGGUGUUGGAGCCCUCCUCGGCCAUGGAUUUAAAUCCCAUUUAAGUGGAGGGAUCAGCCCUGUUGCUCCUGGAAUUCUAUAUCUACGUGUUUAUCGGUCAUUGAGAGAUGUUGUCUUCUUGACAGAAGAGAUUGUUUCCAUCUUGAUGCACUCUGUGAGAGAGAUUGUAUCUGGUGGGUUCGCAAAGGAGCGGUUGGAAAAGUUAAAAGCAGCCAAAGAUGGCAUUCGAUAUGGGCAGGUUUCUCUCGCUGCAUCAAUGACUCGUGUGAAACUUGCAGCCGCACUUGGGGCCUCUUUAGUAUGGUUAUCUGGGGGUUUGAUGCUGGUUCAAUUAUUAAUAAAAGAAACAUUGCCUUCAUGGUUCAUAGCUGUUCACAGAUCUGACCAGGAAGAAAAGUCAGAUGGAAUGGUUGCAAUGCUUGGCGGAUAUGCACUCGCUUAUUUUGCAGUUCUUUGCGGGGCUUUUGCUUGGGGAGUUGACUCUUCAUCAUCGGCAUCAAAGAGACGUCCGAAUGUCCUGGGCAUCCACAUGGAGUUUCUUGCUAGUGCUCUUGACGGUAAGAUAUCACUUGGCUGUGACUCAGCAACUUGGCGGGCUUACGUAUCAGGGUUUGUGAGCCUUAUGGUAGGCUGCACACCAAAUUGGGUUCUGGAAGUAGAUGUGGAUGUUUUGAAGAGAUUGAGCAAUGGGUUGAGGCAAUUGAACGAGGAGAAGCUUGCCCUUGCUUUAUUGGGUGCUGGGGGCUUGGGAACGAUGGGCGCUGCAGCUGAGGUCAUAAUUGACGGUGAAAUGUGACCCUUUUUUCCUCCUUGAUAACCUUCUAGGGUUCAUUGUCUUUGUAUUUUGUACAUCCGUUUCUUGCUUCUAGGCUGUGCAGCUAUCAGUUCCCUUUCUUUGUGAAUAGUUCUCUUGGAAAAAUAUCACCCAUGAGAAUGCAAAAUUUUGUAGAUGUUCAUCUUAAGGUGUCGAGUUUAUUGCAUGUUAAUGUUAUUAAAUGGGAAGCAGCUUGUCUCUAA
Neltuma alba is the source of this 4294-nucleotide messenger RNA. Its product is annotated as mediator of RNA polymerase II transcription subunit 33A. The transcript has 12 exons. Gene Ontology annotation, biological process: regulation of phenylpropanoid metabolic process. Gene Ontology annotation, cellular component: mediator complex. NCBI's taxonomy places the organism in Eukaryota, Viridiplantae, Streptophyta, Magnoliopsida, Fabales, Fabaceae. The record is from RefSeq and is a predicted model, not a curated record. Bases 102 to 4073 code for a protein of 1323 amino acids.